GCCUUGGGGACAAUGAGGACGUCCAGGUGAUCUGCUGCCAGCUGUUGCAGGACCUGUUCUCGUGGACAUUCGUCCUGUUCCGUGUGAUUGGCAGGAUCGGGGACCUUGUUGAGCCUUUCGACCGCUGUAUCAUGAGGUGCAUCAAGCAGGUCCAG
Messenger RNA from Prorocentrum cordatum, 155 nucleotides. The record is from the annotation of a GenBank genome assembly. Lineage: Eukaryota; Dinophyceae; Prorocentrales; Prorocentraceae.